Molecule: messenger RNA, 256 nt
Organism: Dentiscutata erythropus
Lineage: Eukaryota; Fungi; Glomeromycota; Glomeromycetes; Diversisporales; Gigasporaceae
Source: the annotation of a GenBank genome assembly
AUGAAAGCUCUGGUGAUUGACGCUGAAACAUGUCCUGAUGAUGCGAAUGCAAAUUUAGAGCUUUUAAUACGUAAUGUUAAUCAGCUCAAAAAGGAAAUCGAUGUCGAAAGUCUCGGAUUUGACCAUCCUAUAUGUUCUGGAGUUCUUGAUGCUAAAUCUGAACCUUUCAAAGAGAUGCCUUUAUCACUUUGCGAUAUUUUCAAGGAACCUUUCCAGGAUUAUAAGUUAGAUCGUAAUGAUUUCGUUGUGGAGACUU